AUGCACCUCUUCCCAAACUCUCCUCGUCGGAGGAGUCAACCCACUUGUACGGGAUCUCUGGCAUAUGGACUACUAUACUGUUCAACAUGGGUGGCCGGCGUUGUCGCCGACAAGACAGCAGCUGACUAUUUUGUCUCGUCACUGCCUGGAGCUCCUGAGCCCCUACUCAAGAUGCAUGCUGGUCAUGUCGAAAUCACACCCGAACACCACGGUAACCUCUUCUUCUGGCACUACCAGAACCGACACAUCGCAAACAAGCAGCGCACAGUAUUAUGGCUCAACGGAGGUCCUGGCUGUAGUUCCAUGGAUGGUGCUAUGAUGGAGAUUGGUCCUUACAGAGUCAAGUCGGAUGGUACCUUGACAUACAACAACGGCUCCUGGGCCGAAUUCGCGAACUUGCUCUUUGUCGACCAGCCUGUCGGAACUGGUUUCAGUUACGUCGAUACGGAUAGUUACCUGCACGAGCUAGAUGAUGCUUCCAACCAGAUGAUCCAGUUCCUGGAAAAGUUCUACACCAUAUUCCCCGAGUACAGCAAAGACGAUCUAUACAUUGCAGGCGAAUCCUAUGCUGGACAGUACAUUCCUUACCUGGCCGAAGCCAUCCUUAAACGCAACGCCGAGAACAAGAGCAAGAAGUGGAACCUCGCCGGGUUGCUUAUCGGCAACGGAUGGAUCUCGACAGUCGACCAAUCUCUUUCCUAUCUUCCAUACGCAAAGAAGGCCGGUCUGAUCAAAGAUGGCACUGAAAAUUCCAAGAGAAUAGAACAACAACAGUCGAAAUGUAUCGAAGACCUCGACAAGGGUGGAAAGGACCACGUCGACGUGCCGUCCUGCGAGAACAUUCUGCAAGAGAUUCUGCGCGUCAGCAAUGAAGAGAAGGGCAAAUGUGUCAACAUGUACGACGUACGCUUGGACGAUGUUUACCCCAGCUGUGGCAUGAACUGGCCUCCGGAUCUCACUUCGGUCAAGCCCUACCUCCGUCGCAAGGAUGUCACCGAUGCUUUGCAUAUCAACCCUGGAAAGACCAGUGGCUGGACCGAGUGUAAUGGACAGGUCGGUCAGGCUUUCAGGGCUCGCAAUUCCAAACCCUCUUACGAGAUUCUUCCUGCCCUGCUCGAACAGGUUCCUGUACUGCUCUUCUCUGGCGACAAGGAUCUGAUCUGUAAUCACAUCGGUACUGAGGAACUCAUUAACAGAAUGGAGUGGAAUGGUGGCAAGGGUUUCGAAACAUCACCCGGUGUCUGGGCACCUCGUCGUGACUGGACUUUCGAAGAUGAACCUGCUGGUAUCUGGCAAGAAGCUCGCAACCUUACAUACGUCGUCUUCUACAACGCUUCUCACAUGGUCCCCUUUGACUAUCCUCGCCGCAGCAGAGACAUGCUGGACCGCUUUAUGAAGGUGGACAUUGACAGCGUCGGAGGCACACCCACCGACAGUCGAAUUGACGGUGAAAAGGGGCCACUUACCAGUGUUGGUGGACACCCCAACAGUACUGCAGCUGAAGAAGCCGAGAAGGAGGCUUUGCAACAAGCAACGUGGAAGGCAUACUACAAGUCUGGCGAGGUUGCGCUUGUUGUGGUUGUUAUUGCUGUAGCAGCUUGGGGCUACUUCAUCUGGCGCCAGAGAAGAAGUGCAGCUGGUUAUCGUGGACUCUCGCUCAACCCAGACAUGGAUGGCAUGGGUUUGAACUCUGAGCGAAGGAAACAGGCAAGGCGGGACUUGGAAGCAGCUGAUUUCGAUGAGGCAGAGUUGGAUGAGCUGACCAGUCCGCACGACCCUGAGAGAGAACGAUUCCAUGUUGGUGGGGACAGCGACGACGAUGAUGAUGUCAAAAAGUAA
Messenger RNA from Aureobasidium melanogenum CBS 110374, 1839 nucleotides. Its product is annotated as pheromone-processing carboxypeptidase KEX1. The record is from RefSeq and is a predicted model, not a curated record. Gene Ontology annotation, molecular function: serine-type carboxypeptidase activity. Gene Ontology annotation, cellular component: trans-Golgi network. The transcript has 4 exons. NCBI's taxonomy places the organism in Eukaryota, Fungi, Ascomycota, Dothideomycetes, Dothideales, Saccotheciaceae. Bases 1 to 1839 code for a protein of 612 amino acids. Gene Ontology annotation, biological process: proteolysis; apoptotic process.